AUGUCGCCUGGCGUUCUCGGCGGGAUCGAAGUGUCCUCCUCAGCAGAAGCACCACCAGCACCAACACCAUCAGCCCCAGAGGACUUUGUGCAGCUGGAUCGCGCUUCCUUUUCGCAGGAGAAAGAAGUGACGUUUCUUCGUGUGCCGCUGCAGCAGCUACAGGAGUACUCCAAGGCCCUUCGGAAGUACCUCCUGAAGGGAAGAAACCUCAAACCCGUCAUUCCAGACCUCGAGAAAGAACAAGAGCAACAGCAGCAACAGAGGGUGGUGGACUCCCCAGGCGCAACAGAGCAGACGCUGUCGCAGCAAGAGCAGCAGCUCCAGCACAAUGACGGUUCUGCAUCUCCCAAUGGCAAACCGGAAGAGUUCAAAUGUCUCUUAUUGGAUCCUGCUAUCGGAGCAGAUCUGGCAGAACUGCCCGACUCCCUGAGACAGCUGGUGCAAAAUUCUGGGAUUCGUGUGGGGAGGCAUCGGAUAUCUGUUGGCUAUGACAAUCUCUCAGCUCUGGAGUGUCUUUCCGCAUUAAUGCCAGAGACUGCGGAGGUGCCGCAUCGGUUCGAGUGUGUGGGGCAUAUCGCUCACCUGAAUCUCCCAGCCACCCUCCUUAAGUUCAAAUAUGCCAUUGGGCAAGUGGUCCUCGAUAAGCAUCCUCAGCUGCGCACGGUGGUCUUGAAGACGGGCAUUGGCGAGAAAUGGAGAGAACUGCAGUUUGAGCUUCUCGCUGGCGAAGCGGACUACGUCGCUAAAGUAAAAGAAAGCGACUUGGUCUUUGAAGUGGACUACGCAAAAGCGUUUUGGAACUCUAGGCUUUCGUGUGAACGCCAGCGCAUCACAGCUCUCAUUCCAAGAGACGCAGUUGUUUUAGACGCUUUUGCGGGAGUUGGAGCAUUCGCCAUCUUUCUGGCUCGCAGCGGUUGCGUUGUUGCUGCAAACGAUGGAAAUCCUGCCUCUGCAGCAAACAUGAAGACAAAUGCGAAACGCAACCGAGUCUCUGCGUUGGUGGAGGUGCACAACCGAGACGCACGGGAGUUCCUUAGAACCCAGGCACAGCCAGAGGCCAUUGCGGCCCUCCUGCAGAAGCGUGUGCAGGCCAGAGGAACCUCAGCCCCCCCAACAUCAGCUCCAAGAGUACUGGCAGCUGAAACAGGGCAUGAAGUGCAAACCCCUGUUGAGGUUCACGUGCUGAUGAACCUUCCGGAACUGGCAAUUGAAUUUUUAGACGUAUUCCCAGGACUCUUGAGCCGGACAGAGCCGCACUCAAAGAGAUUGCGCCCUGAAGCGAGACUAAACAGCGACGCAGCAGCCGCAGAGAAACUUCGAAUUGCCAAGUGGCGCGUGCACUGCUACGCUUUUUGCAGAAACCCUAAGCCCGAAGAGGAACUACGGCCGCGCGUGGAAGCUGCCCUUGGCUGUUGGCCUGAGCCAGUUGACAUACAAGAGGUAAGGGACGUGGCGCCACACAAGAGGAUGUAUUGCAUUGCCUUUGAUAUACCGGUUUCGCUACUUCGGGACGAGUCCAAAGCAACUGUAGCUCAAGAACAGGCAGAGAAGGAACCUUAG
Molecule: messenger RNA, 1560 nt
Organism: Cyclospora cayetanensis
Lineage: Eukaryota; Apicomplexa; Conoidasida; Eucoccidiorida; Eimeriidae
Product: tRNA (guanine(37)-N1)-methyltransferase
Exons: 12
Coding region: 1-1560 (519 amino acids)
Biological process (GO): mitochondrial tRNA methylation; tRNA N1-guanine methylation
Cellular component (GO): mitochondrial matrix; cytoplasm
Source: RefSeq, a predicted model, not a curated record